This is a messenger RNA of Gavialis gangeticus (Gharial), 1758 nucleotides long. It is a transcript of the gene FKBP6, whose product is annotated as FK506 binding protein 6. NCBI's taxonomy places the organism in Eukaryota, Metazoa, Chordata, Crocodylia, Gavialidae. The annotation marks the transcript as partial. The transcript is spliced from 9 exons. The record is from RefSeq and is a predicted model, not a curated record. Gene Ontology annotation, molecular function: peptidyl-prolyl cis-trans isomerase activity; protein binding.
GGGGAUGCGGGCGGCGGCGCGUCUCCUUUCCAGCAGCUGGGCCAGCGCAUGCAGGACAUUACUGGUGAUGGUGGGGUGCUAAAGGAGGUUGUCAACACGGGCUCCGGAGAGCUGGUCCCCCAUGAUGCAUCUGUCUUAGUUAAAUAUUCUGGGUAUCUGGAAUACAUGGAUAAGCCCUUUGACACAAACCGCUACAGGAGGUCUUCUAGACUGAUGAAACUUGGAAAAGAGAUUACAUUGUGGGGCAUGGAGAUUGGUCUGCUGACCAUGAAGAAAGGAGAGUUGGCAAGAUUCCUCUUCAUGCCACGUUAUGCGUAUGGGACUCUGGGCUGUCUUCCAUUGAUUCCUCCUAAUGCCACAGUCUUGUUUGAGAUAGAAUUGAUGGACUUCCUUGAUUCAGCUGAAUCUGACACAUUCUUUGCUCUGACGGCUGGCCAACAAGAUAUGUUCCCAUUACAAAAAGUGCUGAAAGUGGCAGAUACAGAGAGACAGUUUGGGAAUUACCUUUUCCGUCAGAAGCACUUCAUGGAUGCUAAAGAUAGAUAUAAAAGGGCAUCCUUGAUUCUGUGUCGCAGGCCAUACAAUGAGGGUGAGCAGAGCCAGAUUGAUGCUGCAAAGCUGCUGGUGUUCCUGAAUCUUUCAUUUACUUACCUAAAGCUGGAACAUCCUGCCCGAGCUCUGAUGUAUGGAGAAAAGGCCUUGGAGAUUGAUGAGAGAAAUGCCAAAGCACUAUUUAGAUGUGGCCAGGCUUGUCUUUCUAUGUCAGAGUAUGAAAAAGCUCGUGAUUUCUUGAUUAAAGCUCAAAAAGAGCAGCCCUUUAACCAUGAUAUUAACUGUGAACUGAAAAAACUGGCAAGCUGUUACAGAGAAUACAUGGAUAAAGAGAAAGAAAUGUGCUGCCAAAUGUUUGCUCACCUCCGCCUUCCUUCUGUGGAACCAAAAGUAAAGAGUCCUCUGCAGAUGAAGGAAAAUGUCCUGUGACUAGGAGAAGCUUGCCUCUCUGCUUCUGAGUACCUUGACAUUGCACUUACGUUGUGAAAGGAGAUCCGCUUCGUUUUUAGAGAGCACAGAAUUUAGGAGGCUGCGAAACUUGUCUCAGUUUUACAUGCAAAGUUUUGAAGUUGCAAAAUUCCACAGAUGUCUACACUCUUGUUCUAGAAAAAGGGAGAGGCUAUCCCUAUUGGAUUUUUUUCUCUCACUAAACAGAGCCCUGUCUCAUUCGCAAGGGCUGAUGCUCAUUUUGACUCAAACUUUUUCAAAGUUUGACCUCUUUUUCAAAUUUUGGGCUACUCAGAGGAAAUGCAUAAAUAAAUGUAGGAUGCCAUGACACUUGUAACGGUUACACAGCUUGUUCUUAGAAAAAAUAUGUUUAAAUUUGUUUUUGGUCUGAAAAAAUAAAUCAAUCUCUAGGAAAUCAUUUAAGCAGGUCUGGUGCCAACUUAUUGUGUGAAGUUGAUUAGAAUUUCUUAAUGUGAAGAACUGGAGUUAGAAAACAGGAUCCAGUUUGUCUUGCCAAUUUUCUGUCUGCGGAGCUAGUUCACUUGUUAGGCACUACAGCAUGUUACACUCUUCAUUUCGGCUGAAUGUUCCAGUGCAUAUUGACAUUUAAAUGUAAGUUGCUUAAAACCUCCCCUUCUCCCCAAAUAUUGUAUGCCUUUCCACUCAUUUAGAUGGGUUUCCCGUUGCAGAAAUUAUCUGCAUUUUUCCUGAAUGGUGUUUCACAAUUGUGGAGCAACUGAAUAAAUGUAAAUUUGAAUA